Molecule: messenger RNA, 165 nt
Organism: Plasmopara halstedii
Lineage: Eukaryota; Oomycota; Peronosporomycetes; Peronosporales; Peronosporaceae
Exons: 2
Coding region: 1-165 (54 amino acids)
Source: RefSeq, a predicted model, not a curated record
AUGAAGCUCACGAUUUGCCUUAUCUGGCUUGCGGGUCUUAUUGCCGUCUCUGGUGAUGAGACAAAUGAUUGCAUUAAACAAUGCACAAGUGAUAUAAGCAAGUUGCAGCAGCAAACCGAUUAUUCAGCCUCCGUGCAGCUACGACUGACAAUUAGGCUGCAUUGA